CUUCAGACUAUAAAUCAGAAGGCGCACAAAUCCGAAUUCGGUAGGUAGUUGGUUGGUUUCUCGUCUUUACUGCAUAUAUCUCCAGACAUGUCUUCAGGUAUUAAACCCUCAGCAAAAUGUGAAGCCACGUAUAAAGAACUGAAAAUGGACCACUGUCACCGCUAUAUCUUGUUUAAAAUCGUUAAUAAUGAAAUAGAUGUAAUCAAAAUUGCUCCUAGAGGCGAAACUAUAUCACAAUUUCAAGAUGAAGUUAUGAAGCAUCAACACACGGGGUGCUAUGGUGUAUUAGACUAUGAAUGUGAAGGUGUUAAAGGAUCGGACUUAAUAUACUUCUCAUUAGUGUCCGAUUCUGCACCAUUAAUGGCAAGAAUAUUACAUGCGACAACGCGAAUGACGCUGAAAUCAAGUUUCGACGGGAUAAAAACUGAUAUUGAGGCUCACGACAUCAAUGAACUUAUGGAGAAAUUAAAAGCCAGUUCAGCUACAGAUAAAAGAAAAAUUCGAUAAAUUAUCAAUAUUAAAAGACCAUCUUUUAAGUCUGCCACAAUGCUAUAAAAAAGUCUCGUGGUGGCUACAUCACCAUUCAACCUACACAAGUCAAUUAAAAUUAUCACCGUCUACAAAUCUCCAUAAAACAAUUUACAAAAUAUAAAAACCAGAUUUUUGUUGCCUUUCUGGCUUAGGGCUUCCACGAUUACGAACAACUCGCUUAAAGUGUUCAAUUUAGCAUGGUUUUUAUUACACAAUUCAUUUUAAAAUAUAUCCAUAUCAUUAUAAGCUGAGAAGAUUCAAGCAAUCAAUACAAAAAUGAAUAUCCAUAUCAGUAAAUAUUUGAUAGAUUUAUUUUAAAUUGUACAACAUGCUGUCUGGUAAAAUGACAAGUAUGCUUAAUAAAAUGGUCGCUUUAUCUUACCAGUUUAUCGAAUUUUCCAUACCUUUGGACUAUUUUAACUGGGUUGUAUAUGGUGCAUAAAUUUAUCUAUUCUCAAUAAAAUUUAAUUAACCCCCAGAAG
Molecule: messenger RNA, 1013 nt
Organism: Schistosoma curassoni
Lineage: Eukaryota; Metazoa; Platyhelminthes; Trematoda; Strigeidida; Schistosomatidae
Source: the annotation of a GenBank genome assembly